This is a messenger RNA of Haliotis rufescens (red abalone), 1398 nucleotides long. Its product is annotated as probable methyltransferase-like protein 24. The record is from RefSeq and is a predicted model, not a curated record. The transcript is spliced from 7 exons. The coding region runs from base 113 to 1063 and encodes 316 amino acids. Lineage: Eukaryota; Metazoa; Mollusca; Gastropoda; Lepetellida; Haliotidae.
CCCGAUCAACAGAACAAGGCCAUAACAUACACGAAGUCUUUUUAAGAAUUCAAGUGAGCUACCUUCUUCUCUUGGCCUCUGGAUAGAGCUCACCUGAAACGUUCGUCUCCCGAUGCAUGAGCGUUUUGCAGGUAUAAGGAUGAAUAUGACGCACUAUUAUUCCAUACUUGCUGCCUUCACAGUAUCCGCAGUACUGCUAUAUAUUGCAACCAGGACCACACCGCAGCAGCCAAUGGUUCUGGAUCUACAAGUCAGGAGUGGACUCAAGUCCAAUGCUCAGGUUGUGACAACGAAGAAGCCGUCCGUCGGGUCACCAGUGGUGACGGAUGACGCUGAGGCCGCCCAUCCCAUCCCCAUGGACGACAAGCUCCAGGUCAUGACCAACAAACAACUGGCAACUCUUUAUAACGAUUUUCUGACCAACAUCCAAGUGUUGUGCCGAGACAAGAUUAGGAUGGGCAACAUUCAAGCCGGCGGCUGGGACGUCUGUCUGGAUGGACAUUAUAAGCCAAAGAAAGACAACUGCAUCGUCUACUCAUUCGGCAUUGACAACGACUUCAGCUUUGACGACGACGUCGCUAGCACCUUCGGUUGUGAAGUGCACGCUUUUGAUCCAAGCAUGAAGCAACAAGACCAUCUGAGAGGCAGGCGUGUCCACUUCCACAACCUUGGUUUGUCGGACCGUGAUGGUAAAGGGAAGAUGCAGUGGCCAAUGAAGACGAUGGUCUCCAUCAGACUAGAUCUCAAACAUGCUGAUGGAGUAAUCGACUACAUGAAGAUUGACAUCGAAGACUCUGAAUGGGAAUCUCUGAGACACGCGUUCAACUCCAACGGCCUCGAAGGAGUCAAGCAGUUGUCGUUGGAGUUCCACGUAUUUGGUAAAGAGGAAAGGUCCAGGUACAUUGCCCGGCUGAACGUCCUCCGUGACUUGUACAACCUCGGCUACAGGAUAUUCUGGACACACAACAACGUGGUCUAUCCCGCCUGCAGGUUCACAUCUGUUUACGACGGCAGAGAGAGAACCAGAUGUCAUGAAGUCUAUUUCCUUAAAUGGGUGGUUUAGAUAUCGCCGAGAUUCAUAUUUUAAAGUCGUACCCGGGUGCCUCAGUCGUCUAAGGCGUAGCAAUUCGUUGUGAAAAGUUGAUCCCAUUAGGCAUUAUGGGUUCGAAUCCCGUUUCGCCUUGAUUAUGUUUUUAGCUUUGUCGGCACUAUACCAGUGCUUGUGGGUUCCACCAAAGUGGUUCGCGUCGAGGACAUGCAUCACUUUGGGCAGGUCACUGUAACAGUGGAUGUUCGUGGCUGGUAAAAUAAGCGUCUUAGUUUGACGGUAGUAUCCAGCCACUCUAACGUUGUCAUAUCAUUAUUGUAUAUAUUUCACAUAUCAUUUCAAUAAACAUU